This is a messenger RNA of Funneliformis caledonium, 750 nucleotides long. The record is from the annotation of a GenBank genome assembly. NCBI's taxonomy places the organism in Eukaryota, Fungi, Glomeromycota, Glomeromycetes, Glomerales, Glomeraceae.
AUGACUAAGGGUACUUCACGAACUACGAGAAGCGCUUCGCAGGGUACAUCAGCUACCCGUUCGAUAUCUCAAAACACGAAUGAUAUACAUUGGAAAUCCUUAAGUCCAAAAACGAGACAACAUAUCCAUGAUCUUAUAUUGAGCUCUGUUCCCGUUGUGCUGAAUAGUAUUCGUGGUACAAAGAGAAAGGAUAAUUUACAAGAAUUAUUAAACAAACUUAUUACAAAAAUUGAUGAAAAGUUGGAAACACUUCAAGUUCCAAAAACAUCAAAAAAUAGCAAUUUUGAUUAUACCAAACUUCAUUCUCAAAAUCGAGCAUUGGAGUUGACACUUGCGCAAGAAUUGGAGCAGAUCAGCCAAAUGGAAAUGCAACUUGAACACGAGAAAUUGCAAAGUUUAGCUAUAUUCCGUAGUGACAAAAAGGCUGUAGACAGUCGAAAUAAAAUGCUUCAGCGGAACAAGCUACAUCCUUUAUUAAAAGAAGAAGUAGAAGACUUGGUUGAAAUUGACGAAGAAUUAAUUAAAUUUCAUUUUAAACCAUCAUUAAGGGACAAAUCAUCAUGCUUAUAUGAUGAUGAUCAACUUUGCGAGAUUGAAAAAUCUCUCUCCUUACAUUUGCGAUCAAUUGAAAAGAACACUCAGACAAUCGAUGAUUUAGUAAAUGAGAUUGAUGAAGCUGAGAAUAGUUUGUUACAAUUAAUGAAAAAUGCAGGUUUGGAUGAUAAGUUGGUUGAAAAGGUUUGUUUGUAA